Messenger RNA from Pipistrellus kuhlii (Kuhl's pipistrelle), 2720 nucleotides. RefSeq names its product molybdenum cofactor synthesis 1 (gene MOCS1). NCBI's taxonomy places the organism in Eukaryota, Metazoa, Chordata, Mammalia, Chiroptera, Vespertilionidae. The coding region runs from base 101 to 2011 and encodes 636 amino acids. Gene Ontology annotation, biological process: Mo-molybdopterin cofactor biosynthetic process. The transcript has 11 exons. Gene Ontology annotation, molecular function: 4 iron, 4 sulfur cluster binding; metal ion binding; GTP 3',8'-cyclase activity. The record is from RefSeq and is a predicted model, not a curated record.
CCGCCCGCCCUGGCCGGGAUGACCCAGGGCUGUGAGUCCCGGGUUAGAGUGCUCCCGAAGCCGGCUACUCAGGCGAGUCUCGGCCAGGCCCACAGGCUCCAUGGCGACGCGGCCCGUGUCCCGGAUGCUGCGGCGGGUCCUGAGGUCCAGUGUCCGGAGCUGCAGCUCAGGGGCUCCAGUGACGCAGCCCCGACCCGGGGAACCCUCCCAGUCUGCGGCGGAGGAGCUGUCCAGGCGGAGGCAGUUCCUGAGGGAGCACGCGGCCCCCUUCUCUGCCUUCCUCACCGACGGCUUUGGCCGCCACCACAGCUACCUGCGGAUCUCCCUCACCGAGAAGUGCAACCUCAGAUGCCAGUACUGCAUGCCCGAGGAGGGGGUACCACUGACGCCCAAGGCCGACCUGCUGACCACAGAGGAGAUCCUGACCCUGGCGCGGCUCUUUGUGAAAGAAGGUGUCGACAAGAUCCGGCUAACGGGCGGGGAGCCGCUCAUCCGGCCCGACGUGGUGGACAUCGUGGCCCAGCUCCAUCGGCUGGAGGGGCUGAGGACCAUCGGCGUCACCACCAAUGGCAUCAACCUCGCCCGCCUGCUGCCUCAGCUCCAGAAAGCUGGUCUCAGUGCCAUCAACAUCAGCCUGGACACGCUGGUGCCAGCCAAGUUUGAGUUCAUCGUCCGCAGGAAAGGCUUCCACAAGGUCAUGGAGGGCAUCCACAAGGCCAUCGAGCUGGGCUACAGCCCUGUGAAGGUGAACUGCGUGGUGAUGCGCGGCCUGAACGAGGAUGAGCUCCUGGACUUUGUGGCCUUGACCGAGGGCCUCCCCUUGGACGUGCGCUUCAUAGAGUACAUGCCCUUUGACGGUAACAAGUGGAACGUCAAGAAGAUGGUCAGCUACAAGGAGAUGCUGGACACCCUGCGGCGGCAGUGGCCGGAGCUGGAGAAGCUGCCCGAGGAGGAAUCCAGCACAGCCAAGACCUUCCGCGUCCCUGGCUUCCGAGGCCAGCUCAGCUUCAUCACGUCCAUGUCUGAGCACUUCUGUGGGACCUGCAACCGGCUGCGCAUCACAGCCGACGGGAACCUCAAGGUCUGCCUCUUUGGGAACUCCGAGGUCUCCCUCCGGGAUCACCUGCGGGCGGGGGCGUCCGAAGAGGAGCUGCUGGGGAUUAUCGGGGCGGCUGUGGGCAGGAAGAAGCGGCAGCACGCAGGCAUGUUCAGUAUCUCCCAGAUGAAGAACCGGCCCAUGAUCCUCAUCGAACUGUUUCUGAUGCUCCGAGAUUCCCCACCAGCCAUUCCAAGCAUUUCCUCUUGGGACCCACUCGGCGUUCAGGGCCUGAGACGCAGCGUGCGUCUCUCCAACCAGGGGGCGACCCUGUGGAAGGGCUGCCGGGUGCCCCAGACGCCUCCCCUCGCACAGCGGGGGCUGGGGGCUGGCUCCCCUCAGAGACACUACUCCUCCCACCCGGACUCCGACGCCAACCCUCAGUGCCUUAGCCCCGCGUCCCGGGCUCCUGCCGCCCACUCAGGACCGCUGCCCGCCUCGGACCAGCUCACCCACGUGGACACGGAAGGCCGGGCAGCUAUGGUGGAUGUGGGUGGAAAGCCGGACACAGAGCGCGUGGCCGUGGCCUCCGCCGUGGUCCUCCUGGGGCCGGAGGCCUUCAGACUCGUCCAGGAGAACCAGCUAAAGAAGGGAGAUGCCCUGGCGGUGGCCCAGCUGGCCGGAGUCCAGGCCGCCAAGCUGACCAGCCAGCUGAUCCCCCUGUGCCACCACGUGGCCCUGAGCCACGUGCAGGUGCGGCUGGAGCUGGACGGCGCACGCCACGCCGUGGUGAUCCGGGCCUCCUGCCGGGCUCGGGGCCCCACCGGGGUGGAGAUGGAGGCCCUGACCUCAGCCGCGGUGGCCGCCCUCACCCUGUACGACAUGUGCAAGGCGGUCAGCAGGGACAUCGUGUUGGGGGACAUCAAGCUCAUCAGCAAGACGGGGGGCCAGCGGGGAGACUUCCACCGGACCUAGAGCCCCUGCCCUCUCACCCGCGGCCCAGCCGGGUCACGAGGGAAAGACGUCUAGUUCCUCUAACCCGUCACUGUUGACCUUCGCCGGUAGGAAGCCCAUGGUCAGCCCAUGCCUUCCUGCUGAUGGUGACCGGCGAGGUCUCCUCUAUUCGGAGAGAAAGCAGCAGGCCCUUCGCCUUCCUGGACACCAGGUGACGGGAGGGGUCACAGCGGGCGAUGCUAGAUGGCAGAAGUCAGCUGUGUCAUCUGCAGGCCAUUCAGAUGGCCAGUUUCGUGGCUCGCUCUGGGCUUUCUCUCCUGCUGCUUCCCUGGGGAGAGGAGGAGGCUCACAGAGCAGAGGAAGCCGCUGCGAAGGGAAUGCACAGUGGCACUAAGAAGGUACGGGACUUCUCGUCUGGGAGUCACAGCCCUUGCCCGCCCUGCCUCUCCGCCCUCCGCCCUCAGGAGGAAAGCCAGGCCCUUCAGACCUGCGGGCUUCUGGUUUAACAACGCACAGUCCUGCCUGCUCCCUGACCUUCGCCCCCCUAACAGGACCCACAGGGCUGCGGCCCUCAGGACUCCUGACCAGCCACUCAGGUGGCCCCUGGCCCCUGCCUGCACUGCUGUCCCCCCACACCACCCCUUUAUUCUGGAACAUAUCAGGGAAAGAAGAGAGUUGGAGGUUGCCUUCACCCUCAGCGCACAAAUAAAGCCUGGAUGCCAACUUCGGA